Molecule: messenger RNA, 3339 nt
Organism: Colias croceus (clouded yellow)
Lineage: Eukaryota; Metazoa; Arthropoda; Insecta; Lepidoptera; Pieridae
Exons: 1
Coding region: 1-3339 (1112 amino acids)
Source: RefSeq, a predicted model, not a curated record
AUGCCUACAACAAGAAGCAAGCGCAACGAGGAUGGAGCGGGAAGCAGCGAAGAAAACGUCACAAUUGAGGAAGACUCUUCACGUACCCCAACUACGGAAGAGACUACGACGACUGAAACCACAGCUCCGCUACCAGAAACGUCACAGAAAACCGUCCCUACAACGGAAGCCUGCAAGAAACCAUCCAAGGCUUUAAGAAUAGCUCGCGCUAAAGAGGAAUUAAUUAAUCUACAAGUUAAACUGGCCGCCGCACGAUUAGAGACAAUCGAAUUAGAAAAGGACGAAGAACAGGCUGCCACAGCACAAAACCCCGACGAGAGAAUAGCACAAUGGCUCACAGAAACCGACUCUGCAGACACAUUAAAGAAUCCGCCUGCCGAAACACACCUCACAGAGGCAAAGAAAAUAGAAAAGGACGGCAGAAUAGACAUCUCAGAGCUCGCAACAGCCAUAGCCAUCGCCGCCCGCUCAGGGCCACAGUCGACCCGCCCCAUAGAUUUACCACAAUACGGGGGGUCUCAUCACGACUGGCUAUGUUUUAAAGCCGCCUUCGACGAAACACAGAAGCUAUUCACAGAAAAUGAAAACAUAGCGAGGUUACGCCGUGCACUAAUAGGAAGAGCCCGCGAAGCCGUUGAAAAUCUCUUAUUAUACAACGCCAAAACAGAAGAUGUUAUGAACACACUGAAAAUCAGAUUCGGACGACCCGACUCCAUAGCACUCGUCGAAAUGGAACGAUUAAGAGCAUUACCACGUCUCACCGAUAACCCCAAAGAUAUCUGCAUAUUCGCCAGUAGAGUAGCAAAUACAGUCGCUACGCUACGCGCAUUAAACAAACAACAUUAUCUGUUUAAUCCGGAAGCAAUAAAAGUCACUAUUGAAAAAUUAACUCCGUCGCUGCGCUACAGAUGGUACGACUUCGCAACAGAACAACAACAAGAAGACCCCGACUUAGAGAAGCUGGCUGCAUUUUUAAAUAGAGAAUCGGAGCGCUGCAGUCGUUAUGCGCAACCCGACACAUUGCACGAGCCGGCACCUCAAAUAGCAACAAGACGACACAAGACCUACAACUCAAUAGAAAAAAUAGACAAUAGAAACAGAUGCGUCGUCUGCACCGGGGAUCACGACACAAUAGAAUGCAAGAAAUUCACGCAAGCGACCGUUCAAGAACGAUGGGACAUCGCAAAAGAAAAGAAGUUGUGCUACUCGUGCCUGCGCUAUAGAACAAGAAUGCAUCGUUGCAAGCGAGUACGAUGCGAUAUAGAUCAAUGUCAAUAUUGGCAUCACAAAUUAUUGCAUUACAAGAAAAUCGAACAAAAAACAGAAGAAACUGUUGCUUCAACAUGGGCAACACAUGGGUGCACUUCAUACUUAAAAAUAGUGCCCAUACACGUCACGGGGCCGUCGGGAAGCGUCGACACACACGCCUUACUCGAUGACGGAUCAACGAUUACGCUAAUAGAUGAAGAAAUAGCGAACAAAACCGGGGCGACCGGCCCAAUAGAAUCAUUGAACAUAGAAGCGAUCGGCGAUCAUAAGUUAUCAGCGACAUCACGACGAGUAAACAUAACAAUCAUCGGGGGUUCUAAUAGAAAAUACGACGUUCACGCUAGAACAUUGAAAAAUCUGAAACUUUCACCGCAAGUCAUAACUGAGAGAGAUCUUCACGACUGCAGCCACUUGAAAGAUAUAAAGAAAUAUCUACAAUAUAGAGAAGCAAAACCACGAGUGCUAAUAGGACAAGAUAACUGGCACUUAUUAAUUGCAUCGGAGAUUAGAAAGGGACGGCGACAUCAACCUAUCGCCUCCCGCACGCCGCUCGGCUGGGUGUUACACGGUGCACGCUCAAUAGCACAUAGUACAACGAAACAACGCUUCAAUGUAAACUACGUCAAGUCUACUGAUGAAGAAAUGAACGAACAACUGCGACAAUUCUUUGCAUUGGAAUCGUUGUUAAUAGAGGGAAAGAGACCGAGCACCGACCCAGACGUUCGCGCACUACGCACACUAGACGAGGGAGUUAUAGAAAAACAGGGAAAAUAUGAAGUCCCUCUACUGUGGAAAAACGCAGAAAUCAAACUCCCCGACAAUUACCACAACACAUUAAAACGUCUUGUCAACAUAGAAAAGAAGUUAGACCGCGACCCGGCGCUGAAAAUAAAAUACACAGAGCAAAUGGAAGCGCUCAUUGAAAAAGGGUACGCCGAACGAGCUCCGUCUGAAAAAAUAGAGGCAAGAACAUGGUAUCUGCCACACUUCGCUGUGUUUAACCCUACUAAACCAGCGAAAAUACGAAUAGUUCAUGAUGCGGCCGCGAAAACGAAAGGACUCUCGUUAAACGAUCACCUACUCAAGGGGCCCGAUCUAAUACAAUCGCUACCCGGCGUGUUAAUGCGAUUCCGUCAACGCAACAUAGCGAUAACAGCAGACAUUAAAGAAAUGUUUAUGCAAAUUAAAAUAAAAAAUGAAGACAGAGAUGCACUUAGAUAUCUCUGGCGUGGUGACCGCAGAGAUAACACAGCGCCCGACGAGUACCGAAUGACUUCAUUAAUAUUCGGCGCAACGUGUUCACCCGCCAUAGCAAUAUACAUCAAGAAUAGAAACGCGGCUAAAUACAUAGAAUCUGAUCCAGAGGCGUACGACGCCAUAGUACGAAACCACUACGUCGACGAUCUCCUAAAUAGCUACGACACUGAAGAUGAAGCGAUCAACUCGGCUCGACGCAUAAGCGAAAUACAUAAAGAAGCGAGCUACGAGCUACGACAAUGGACGUCUAAUUCGCGUAACGUGUUAAACGCGUUAGCACCGGGUACAACGAGAUCAUCGAUAUCAUUGGACGGCAGCAGCAACGUCGAGCGCACUUUGGGUGUGAUCUGGGACCCAGCGAGCGACGAGAUAGGCUUCAACCUAAGUCUAGCGCGUCUGCCACCUGACGCCAUAGAAAACUCACAGCCAACAAAGAGAGAAACACUACGCAUUCUCAUGUCGCUGUUCGAUCCAUUGGGCCUCGCUUCACCAGUCACAAUAGGCGCUAAGCGCAUACUACAACACAUAUGGAGGCGUGGCACCGGCUGGGAUGAACGUAUACCGCAAGAUCUCGCCGAACAGUGGACGAAAUGGAUAACACAUCUUAUAGAAUUAAAAGAUGUAAAAAUACCGAGAGCGUACUUACAUUACAGUAACGCUACAUCGCUGCAGCUACACAUAUUCGUAGACGCGAGCGAGGAAGCCUACGCCGCAAUAGCGUAUUGGAGAGCGUCGACAACGACCGGUGUAGACAUAUCACUCGUAGCAGCUAAAGCUAAGGUCUGCCCGCUCAAAACUUACGUCUAUACCUAG